Molecule: messenger RNA, 19804 nt
Organism: Pelobates cultripes (western spadefoot toad)
Lineage: Eukaryota; Metazoa; Chordata; Amphibia; Anura; Pelobatidae
Source: the annotation of a GenBank genome assembly
GCCUUACAUACUGAGCUGUCAUGGCGGCCGUCCUCAGGGAGAGCUUUCCAGCUGAGAGCCCUGGCUGUGCUGUAACCGGGAGCCGGUGACUGGCAGGUAAACCGCGGGCUGUGGGAGGGUGCAGCUACUCUGAUAUCUACAGCUUGUCCUUUGUAACCCUCCUAAUUCGCACUACUGAGAAUGGAGGCCACCCAGCUCCAUGGUCCCAUCCCCAAUAACAGACACCAUGCCUUGUACUGAGAAUGGAGGCCACCCAGCUCCAUGGUCCCAUCCCCAAUAACAGACACCAUGCCUUGUACUGAGAAUGGAGGCCACCCAGCUCCAUGGUCCCAUCCCUAAUAACACACAAUGCCUUGUACUGAGAAUGGAGGCCACCCAGCUUCAUGGUCCCAUCCCUAAUAACAGACACCAUGCCUUGUACUGAGAAUGGAGGCCACCCAGCUCCAUGGUCCCAUCCCCAAUAACAGACACCAUGCCUUGUACUGAGAGUGGAGGCCACCCAGCUCCAUGGUCCCAUCCCUUAAUAACAGACACCAUGCCUUGUACUGAGAAUGGAGGCCACCCAGCUCCAUGGUCCCAUCCCUAAUAACACACAAUGCCUUGUACUGAGAAUGGAGGCCACCCAGCUCCAUGGUCCCAUCCCUAAUAACAGACACCAUGCCUUGUACUGAGAAUGGAGGCCACCCAGCUCCAUGGUCCCAUCCCUAAUAACAGACACCAUGCCUUGUACUGAGAAUGGAGGCCACCCAGCUCCAUGGUCCCAUCCCUAAUAACAGACACCAUGCCUUGUACUGAGAAUGGAGGCCACCCAGCUCCAUGGUCCCAUCCCUAAUAACAGACACAAUGCCUUGUACUGAGAAUGGAGGCCACCCAGCUCCAUGGUCCCAUCCCUAAUAACAGACACCAUGCCUUGUACUGAGAAUGGAGGCCACCCAGCUCCAUGGUCCCAUCCCUAAUAACACACAAUGCCUUGUACUGAGAAUGGAGGCCACCCAGCUUCAUGGUCCCAUCCCUAAUAACAGACACCAUGCCUUGUACUGAGAAUGGAGGCCACCCAGCUCCAUGGUCCCAUCCCCAAUAACAGACACCAUGCCUUGUACUGAGAGUGGAGGCCACCCAGCUCCAUGGUCCCAUCCCUUAAUAACAGACACCAUGCCUUGUACUGAGAAUGGAGGCCACCCAGCUCCAUGGUCCCAUCCCUAAUAACAGACACCAUGCCUUGUACUGAGAAUGGAGGCCACCCAGCUCCAUGGUCCCAUCCCUAAUAACAGACACAAUGCUUGUACUGAGAAUGGAGGCCACCCAGCUCCAUGGUCCCAUCCCUAAUAACAGACACAAUGCCUUGUACUGAGAAUGGAGGCCACCCAGCUCCAUGGUCCCAUCCCUAAUAACAGACACAAUGCCUUGUACUGAGAAUGGAGGCCACCCAGCUCCAUGGUCCCAUCCCUAAUAACAGACACCAUGCCUUGUACUGAGAAUGGAGGCCACCCAGCUCCAUGGUCCCAUCCCUAAUAACAGACACAAUGCCUUGUACUAAGAAUGGAGGCCACCCAGCUCCAUGGUCCCAUCCCUAAUAACAGACACAAUGCCUUGUACUGAGAAUGGAGGCCACCCAGCUCCAUGGUCCCAUCCCCAAUAACACACAAUGCCUUGUACUGAGAAUGGAGGCCACCCAGCUCCAUGGUCCCAUCCCUAAUAACAGACACAAUGCCUUGUACUGAGAAUGGAGGCCACCCAGCUCCAUGGUCCCAUCCCUAAUAACAGACACAAUGCCUUGUACUGAGAAUGGAGGCCACCCAGCUCCAUGGUCCCAUCCCCAAUAACACACAAUGCCUUGUACUGAGAAUGGAGGCCACCCAGCUCCAUGGUCCCAUCCCUAAUAACAGACACCAUGCCUUGUACUGAGAAUGGAGGCCACCCAGCUCCAUGGUCCCAUCCCUAAUAACACACAAUGCCUUGUACUGAGAAUGGAGGCCACCCAGCUCCAUGGUCCCAUCCCUAAUAACACACAAUGCCUUGUACUGAGAAUGGAGGCCACCCAGCUCCAUGGUCCCAUCCCUAAUAACAGACACAAUGCUUUGUACUGAGAAUGGAGGCCACCCUUUAGCCCCACCCCCGUUGGUAGCCAAUGAGCAUCCAGCAUAGUCCAUAUAGUGAAUGAUCCCCAAUAUUCUCCCUUUUUCCAGCUGCAAAUCUAGAAGAAGUAUCUAGUAGAGUAACUCCAAGGAUAGAAUGAUGAAACUCCAAACAGGAUUAAGCUGAAAUAUAUAAAUAACAGGGUGGGUUAAUGGGAGGGAUAAUACUCGCCUCUUGUCUUUAAUAAAAUCUUUAUUUUCUGACUUCAAGACUAGGAAAAUCUUGAAUUUUAGACAGGAGGCUCGUAUUAUGCAUGUCCAAAGCUAAAUAGUCAUAAUAUAAAAUACAUCAGAAGUUAAUACAAUAUUAUUUUUUAAACAUGCAGGCUAGGUCUAAAAUUGUUUAAAUGUAGAUUCUGAAGACCAAUCUGCAGUUUUUAACAGAUCUGAUUAAGAGCCUCCUGCUUAAAACACUUUAGUAGUCAUAGCUCCUCUUGAUGAGUGAGCUCCAAACAUUGAAAUAGUAAUACCUGCCAUAGACAUAGUUUGUCGUACCCAUCUAGCUAAAGAUGUAGAGGAGACAGGCAGAAAAGGUUUACGAAAAGAGAUUAGUAAUUGCGAGAAAUUACAAUUUCGAAUCAAAGAGGUUUUAAACUCAUAUGUUUCAAGACAACUAACAACACAUAGAAGAGGAUAGUCAGAAAAUGAAGGAUAGAAUACAGUGCGGAGAUUAGUUUCGGUACGUCUAACAAUAGAAAAAUUAACACCAUCAGGAGUAUAUUGUCUAUUAUUUAAGUCUUAAGCCUUAACGUCAGAAACUCUUUUGAAAGGGAUGAAACAUAGUAAUGUGGUAAGCUUAAACAAAAGCAAUUUUAAGGAUAAUGAGUCAUUGGCACCCCAUGAUUCUAUCAACUGGAGUACCAGAGUAACAUCCCAGAUGGAAUUAUAUUUAGGGCAUGGAGGACGUAUAAGUCUGCAGACUAGAGGAUGUUAACCCACAGGGAAAAAUUCAAUAGGGUCGUGAUUUGCUGAGAUAGCAGAUCUAUAGAAAUUAAUGAUGCGAUAAGCUUUCCUUGAGUCAAAAAAGGCUGACAAAAAAUUUAGAAUGUUUGCUAAAUCCGAAUGUAUGGGAUCCACUGCCUGUCCCAUGCACCAAUUAAGCCAAAUUUUCCAAGCUGAUCUGUAAUUUGCACGGGUUCCCGAUGCCCAUGCUUCUAAAAGAAUGUCUCUAGUAAUGUUUGAAAAUUCACUAUGAGAUUCGAAUGACCCGAAAUGAGAGAUGCAAUCAAGGGAAGUUGGCCUGACAGCAAUAGAGGAUGAAAAAUUCCCUCCGGAUCACGAAGAGAAUCCUGAUGCAUCUGUAUGAGUCGUGGGUAGUCUGUCAGCCUGCUGAGAAGCUGAGGGAACCGUGGUCGUGAUGGCCAGAGAGGGGUUAUAACUACUAAGGUCGAUUUCUGGGACCAUGCUUUCAGAAGUACCCGGGAUAUCAUCGUAAACUGGGGGAAAGCAUAAUUGAUUCUGUCUUUCCAACAUUGGAGGAAAGCAUCUUAAUCUACUGCUUCUGGAUCCGGACGCCAACUGAAAAAUGUUUCUAGUUGGUGAUUGAGUCGUGAUGCAAAGAGGUCGUAUUGAAAUGGACCCCACAGAGCAAGUAGUCGCUGGAAGAUGUUGGGAUCCAACAUCCAGUCGCUGUAAUCCACUAGGAAACGGGAAUUCCAAUCUGCUACUGUAUUGGAAAGGCCGGGAAGGUAUUCUGCUCGUAACGUUAUAUUUCGAUCUAAAUAUGCCAUAAUUCUUUGGCAAUGUCCGCCAGUUGCUUGGAUUUUGUACCUCCUAAGCGAUUUAUAUAUUGGACUGCUGAUAUGUUGUCCAUCUUGAGAAGGAUACAACAAUGGGAUUUGUGUUUUGCAAAACUGCGUAGAGCGAAAAACCCUGCCAUGAGUUCCAGGCAGUUUAUAUGCAUAUUCGUUUCUUCUAGAGACCAAUUGCCUCCACAACGGGCUCCCCAGCCUAAUCAACUUGCGUCGGAUUCUAUAGUUAGGUCUGGGAGUGACGUGAAAAUGGCUUUCCCAUUCCAAAUUUGAACGUGAUCUAACCACCAGGAUAAUUCUGUUCUUGUCUCUGAAGUUAGAGAAAUCCCGUCUGAAUAGAGGAGACCGUUGCGAAGAUGUUCUUUUCAAUCUUUGAAGGGCCCGAUAGUGAAGGGGGGGCUGGAAAGAUAGCCUGGAUCGAGGCUGUUAAAAGACCUACAAUCCGUGCUAAAGACCUGAUGAAAAUUAAUUCCUUCUUUAGAACUGACCUGAUCUCUUUUCGAAUCGUUUUCAAUUUCAGUGAUGGAGGGCUGAGAGUGGCUAAAUUUGAAUUCACUAGAAAUCCUAAAAAUUCUAUCUCCUGAGAGGGAGUUAAAAUCGGGGUUUUGGUUUGUUUUUGUUUUUUUUAAUUUUUUUUUAUUUAUUACAAAGCCAAGGCUUGUUAACAGAUUCAAUGUCCAUUGAGAAUGUAGUUGAAGAGUUUGCACAAAUUUUUUGCCUAAUCAAUAUGUCGUCUAGAUAGAUUAUAAUUUUUACUCCCCUGCUUCGAAGUAGGAAUAUUACUGGUUUGAGUAAUUUGGUGAAACACCAAGGUGUAGAGGAUAAACCAAAUGGCAAUGAUUUGAAUUGCCAUUUCUUCCCUUGCCAUAGGAACUGUAAAUAUUUCUGACAUGAGUGGUGGAUAGGUACCGUGAGGUAUGCAUCCUUCAAAUCUAUUUUGAUCAACCAGUCUUUGAAUAGCAAUAGGUCUUUGAGGUAAUAAAUUCCCUCCAUUUUGAAAUGGUGGUAUCUGACAAAAUUGUUUAAGUAUUUCAAGUUUUUUGACUGGUCUGUGACCAGAAUCUUUCCUUUUCACCAAGAAUACAUUGCUUAUGAAGCCUGGGCUGCUCAUGGGCACCUGUAUGAUGGUAUUUUUUUGAGCAUAAACUUAAUAUUUGUUGAUUCACCAUGGCCUGGUCUUGAGUCGAAAAAUUUAUUGGGAAAGGCAUGUUUCUUUGGACGGGGCAUGAUAUAAAAUCUAUUUUUUUUUUUAACCUAGAACCGUGUCUAGUAUCCAAAAUUCUUUGUAAUCUGACUCUAGGCAUGGGAAAAAACAAGUGAGUCUGCCCCCUAACCCUACCAGGGAAGAAAGGGGGGUUGUUGUACUCACUGGAUGAAGAUCUGAAGCGAGACAUUCCUCGAUGGCCUCUUGAUUUCCAAGGUCUGCCACGUAGUGGAAAGAAUGGAGUUGAUUGUUGGGUGACAUGAGGGCCUGGUGGGUUGAAAGAUGUUCCUUGGAACCUUUCUAUGUUGAAAGGAACAGCUGGAAGAACGGUUCCUUCCUCUUCCAGCCCUUCCGAAAACCUUAGGGUUGAAAACUUUCCUCAGGGAUGACUGAGCCUUAUCAAGGGAACUAAAUAGAUUGACCUAUUAAUGUCCUUAAUAAAGGAUUUUCCGAAUAGGAGACCUUCCGCAGCUGGACCAGGUUCGGAAGUGGCUAAAUUUGACAGUUGAGGGUCAAUUUUCAUUAAAAUAGACCUGCGGCGUUCACUGGUUAGCAUUCCCCAAAAAGCAUAUAAUGUGUUGAGUCCAGCCUCUCAAAGUAUCAAUGCUGGGAGGAUUCCCAGAAGCUGCCGCAUGUUCUAAAGUUUCAAACAUUUUUAGCCACAGGGCCAGAAAUGUCCAUUAAUUUAUCUUGACAAGAUUUUAGUGAUCUGUCAAGACCUUUAUUUGGGUUCUUCCCUGAUUUUUGUUAAAAAUUGCAUAAUAGUGGGAUCUAGAUCAGGGGUCUGUGCAACUUUCAUUGACAAGGUCAGUCAUUCAGCUCUUAGUUUAUUUCUAGCUGCUUGGUCAAGGGGUUUCCUAAACCAGUAUUCAAGAAAUUUGGCUACAUGAGCCAUAGGAACCCAUUCGGCUGACCUGGGGUGUUUUAAUAUGGUCUGGGUCGAAUAAUGGUUUACCAUUAAAAUCUGAAAUAAUAUUUUCUUCAUCAGAUUUAGAGAUAAGCUCAGGUGUUUCUGAGGUAUAUGAAUAAUUUGAGGCAGAAUCGGUCAAAUUUUUCAUCCCCUGAGAUUGAAGAUGAGUCACUAUGUGAGGAAGUUUUAUAGGAGUCAGGUUUGCUCCUGUGAAUGGCCUUCCGAGCUCGUUUGUCUUCCUCACGAGCAGAGGGUCUUUUGAGUGAUUGAUUACACUCUUCAGUUUUGCGUGAGACACUCGUUGUGUUCUUGUCUUGGUCCUUCCCUAUCUUAAGUGGCUUAGAGCCGCCAGGGGAUUCUGCAGGACCGUCAAAGCAAUGUUUGCGUUUUUGGGUGGCCUUCCCAGACCUCCUAAAACCUUGAGCUAGGUUCCAUUCAGACUCCACAGAUGACCAGAACUGGUCUGAAGGAGUACUAAUUAAAUGAGUCUUCUCACUGGGUUUUGAGUUGCUUAUGGCUUGAGCCACAGACUUUGCAAUUGCUUCUUGCAUAGAAGACAUUGCAGCAUAAAUUGCAGAGGAAACUGACUUUUGAACGGAUAAAUCCACAAUAUUUUGUAAAGAAUCCUCAGUGAGGAUUUCACAGUCAUGAGAAACACCAGGUUUUGGUGACUCAAUUUGUCUAAUCUCUUUAGAAUUCAUAAUUUACAAAAUUGCAACAAAUCGCAAUUGUAUCUACUAUUUGAGAAUAGUUGAAUAAUAAAAAUGUUGCCAACUAUGAGGGGAAAUCCUGACAGGAAAAAUCUAAUAGUUCAAAUAAUAAUAAUUACCAGUAAAGAGUAACAAGUUGUGAAGAAAAACGCUGUCCUGAGGUAAAGUGGGCGGGAAAGUUAGCUGAGGAGCAACUAACUGGUAUUCCCGCCCAUAAAACGUCAUCAAUGUAUGAGGGACUAACUGACAAACGCGCGUGCAGCGGUUCGCAUAAAACUGCCGAAAUGACUGAAAAGUGAAUUGACCGUUCGUAUACAAAAAACCCGCGAACGCGAGAAUAAUAAAGUAAUACGAAAAGUAAAUGGGUACAAUUUGUGUGAAAAAACUAACGAAUGUGAUUCAUAGAAAUAACUGACCUAACCGUUCAAAGACAAAAUAGUCUAUCCCCAUCUGUCGUUCCAGUCCUUAUAUAGGAUGAGUGUAACUGCUUCAUACUGCAGCUGCUGUCAGUUUAUACUGCGCUUAGUUCAUAGUUUUGGGAGGUGGAUUGUGCAGAGAGAGAUCUUCCCACUUGCAUUUGCGUAAUCCAGAUUUUGUACGCACAAAUUGAGCAAAACUGACACUAGAAAGGAAGAAGUAAAAACUCUUCAAUUUCAGUUUCUCAGCCAUUGGACUGGCUAAUAGAUUCAUUUAUUUAUUUUUUCAGAUCACUGAUAGUACUUGGUAUUGCACCGUAAUCUUUGCAAUCAUGCAAAAGUUAUGGAUCUUAGACAAAACAUUUAAAACGUGUUUUCUGUUUUUAAAGCUAUAGACAAUGUCUCUGCUCUUUGAAGCUUCCAACAUAAUAAACAUUGUUGGACCAACUGCUGUUUGAAAUGUAACGGCUUAGUUCCCUUCAGAAACAAACUGCCGUGUAUGAAUGUUUGCUCUUAACUUUCCUCAAGUCUUAGACCAGAUCUAUAUCCCCCCUUUUAAUAUUUGAAUGGAAGGAUCAGGUAGGUACUCAUUCUAUAUUUUGCAGGUUACAUUGGCAGGAAGUGUAUAGCUUCCAAGAUGUUCUUAAAGCCUACCACUCAUCUAAGAUGGCUGCCAUAUAUAAGAGAGAGACGGUGUGUCUGCCAAACCCAUGGUCCAUAGUUAGCUUCAGCCUUAUUUGCCCACUAAGAAGUGAUGUGGUUCCCAAAGAGACCAUGGUCUCUGUGCGUCAUUGAAAAGGAAAAUUAUUCCUUUUCAGAAGCUGACCUGUGUGUGGGCAGAGUCCGGUUUAAUGCUUUACAUUUGACAUGGUGAAUCUUGAAACCAAAAUAAACUCCUCCAGGGUCCGAAUGAGACUAGGUUGAGAAAAUAUUGCUGAAGUUCGGAAAAGCAGAAUAUCAAGUAUGCAAGUAAACUCCAUUUAUAUUUCGCCUCCCCACUAAAGGCCAGUUUCUUGAUGGCUUAAUGCAAACAGAAGGUGGGACACUGGGCACACCUGUCUAGUCCCAUUACAAAUGAGGAGCAACCUGGAAAGCCUUUCCCUUGCUUCCACUGUGGCUUCUGGGCAGGAGUACCGAUCCCUAAUGUCUUUCAAAAAGUCUUCGCCAAACCCCUCUAAAACCAUCCAUAGGUAGCUUCAGUCCACAUGGUCAUUAGCCUUCUCUGCGUCCAAUGACUAUGGAAAGCUGGCAUGCCUGAGGCCUCAACCAAAUGACCAAAUCCACUUUUCUCCUAAUAUUAUCUGGAGCUUCCCUCCCUGGAAUUAAUCCAUCCUGGUCUGGAUCUACAAUAUACAAUCAGGUCCAUAAAUAUUGGGACAUCGACACAAUUCUAAUCUUUUUGGCUCUAUACACCAGCACAAUGGGUUUGAAAUGAAACAAACAAGAUGUGCUUUAAUUUGAGGGUAUUUACAUCCAAAUCAGGGGAACGGUGUAGGAAUUACAACAGUUUGUAUAUGUGCCUCCCACUUUUCAAGGGACCAAAAGUAAUGGGACAAUUGGCUGCUCAGCUGUUCCAUGGCCAGGUGUCUGUUAUUCCCUCAUUAUCCCAUUUACAAGGAGCAGAUAAAAGGUCAAGAGUUCAAGUGUGCUAUUUGCAUUUGGAAUCUGUUGCUGUCAACUCUCAAUAUGAGAUCCAAAGAGCUGUCCCUAUCAGUGAAGCAAGCCAUCAUUAAGCUGAAAAAACAAAUCAAACCCCUCAGAGAGAUAGCAAAAACAUUAGGUGUGGCCAAAUCAACUGUUUGGAACAUCCUUAAAAAAAAUUUAAAAAAAUAAAUAAAAUGCACCGGUGAGCUCAGCAACACCAAAAGACCCGGAAGACCACGGAAAACAACUGUGGUGGAUGACCGAAGAAUUCUUUCCCUGGUGAAGAAAACACCAUUCACAACAGCUGGCCAGAUCAAGAACCCUCUCCAGGAGGUAGGUGUAUGUGUUGCAAAGUCAACAAUCGAGAAGACUUCACCAGAGUGAAUACAGAGGGUUCACCACAAGAUGUAAACCAUUGGUGAACCUCAAAAACAGGAAGGCCAGAUUAGAGUUUGCCAAACAACAUCUAAAAAAGUCUUCACAGUUCUGGAACAACAUCCUAUGGACAGAUGAGACCAAGAUCAACUUGUACCAGAGUGAUUGGAAGAGAAGAGUAUGGAGAAGGAAAGGAACUGCUCAAGAUCCAAAGCAUACCACCUAAUCAGUAAAGCAUGGUGGUGGUAGUGUCAUGGCGUGGGCAUGUAUGGCUGCCAAUGGAACUGGUUCUCUUGUAUUUAUUGAUGAUGUGACUGCUUACAAAAGCAGCAGGAUGAAUUCUGAAGUGUUUCGGGCAAUAUUGUCUGCCCAUAUUCAGCCAAAUGCUUCAGAACUCAUUGGACGGCGCUUCACAGUGCAGAUGGACAAUGACCCGAAGCAUACUGCAAAAGCAACCAAAGAGUUUUUUGUUUUUUAAGGGAAAGAAGUGGAAUGUUAUGCAAUGGCCAAGUCAAUCACCUGACCUGAAUCAGAUUGAGCAUGCAUUUCACUUGAUGAAGACAAAACUGAAGGAAAAAUGCCCCAAAAACAAGCAGGAACUGAAAACCGUUGCAGUAGAGGCCUGGCAGAGCAUCACCAGGGAUGAAACCCAGCGUCUGGUGAGGUCUAUGCGUUCCAGACUUCAGGCUGUAAUUGACUGCAAAGGAUUUGCAACCAUGUAUUAAAAAGUGAAAGUUUGAUUUAUGACUGUUAAUCUGUCCCAUUACUUUUGGUCCCUUAAAAAGUGGGAGGCAGAUAUACAAACUGUUGUAAUUCCUACACAGUUCACCUGAUUUGAAUGUAAAUACCCUCAAAUUAAAGCUGAAAGUCUGUAAAGCACAUCUUGUUUGUUUCAUUUCAAGCCAAUUGUGUUGGUGUAUAGAGCCAAAAAGAUUAGAAUUGUGUCAAUGUCCCAAUAUUUAUGGACCUGAGUGUAUAAGGUAGUCGCAUGGGUAAAAAUUUUCGAGCCUUUGUAUUGCCCAAGAGAGUCUAAUCCUGUCCCUGCAAGAAUCUAAUAUAGAACGGUGAGAUGUGGCAGGAGAAUUACUUUUCUUAUAAUAAAAUACCAAGCAACCAUGCGGUCACAGUAUAAUUUUUUUUUUUUUUUAUCCCAAAAUAUUAAAUCAUUUAAAAAGCUUUAUCCUAAAUGACCUGUAUUAAAGGGACACUGUAGGCACCCAGACCACUUCAGCUCAUUGAAGUGGUCUGCGUGCUGUGUCCCUUUUGCACCUAGUGCUGCAAUGUUAAACAUAGCGGUUCCAGACAGCCACGAGGGCGCUUCCGGAAUCGUAACAGACUUUUGGUCCAUUAUCUGGUGCUGGACAUCCUCACGCUCUGCAUGAGGACCUCCAGCAUCUUAUUUUACCCAUAGGGAUGGUUUGAUUCAAUGCUGUCCUAUGCGGAGGUCUAAUGCGCGUAUGGCAUUUGCGGCACAUGCGCAUUAGAUUCCGCUCGUCGUGGCACGGAGGGGGGCAGAGCUUUGACCCAGCUCAGAGGGACAUCGUCGCUGGGAUAAGGUAAGUAAAUGUUUUUUUAACCCUCUAUUUACUAGGGAGGGGGAGCAGAGGGAUCAGUAGUGCCAGGAAUACAGCUUUGUAUUCCUGGCACUACAGUAUCCCUUUAAAUAGAGGCCUUAGUUGGAUGAAUUUACUAGUUAUGAUAUAGACCUGUUAUGCCCUCCAUCCAGGGUGAGCUGUAAACUCUAGGUGGCCUAUUUAACUGUUUGGAACUCUUGACUGGAGUCAGAAGUGCUCUGGAUAGACUUCGCAGUGCUUGAGACUAAAUAUGUGAUGGCAGUGAAAUUCUGGAGGAAAAAAAAAAAGUACUAUGACUGUUAACUUCCAGCGAGCUACUAAAGGAGCUUCCAUGUUGAGAACCAUGUCAAACUUUAGAGCAGCAUCUGAUUGGCGCAGCACUGCAUUUGCCACACAUGCGCACUAGCCUGAGAUUGACUGAGCUCAUCAAGAUCUCCAUUACAGCGCCUUCAUGUCCUCCACUUCAUGGUUAUUACUCUUCUUGUAACAACUACGUACAGUCCGCUUACGCUCUGCCUGCUGUCUUGUUUUAUUUGCCCUACUUGGGCAAGUACUAAAUAAAUAAGCACAUCUUCGAGGGCACCUACAUAGAAUUGAGUGGCUGUCUAACUUUGUAUUUUACACGAUUUUUCUCUAACUAUUAAAGUACCGUGGCUCUGUUGAUAACUGUAUUUAAGGAGAGGAAAUCGUUCAAGUACGUAAGGAUUGAUAUGUCAUAAAUUGGUCAAAAAUAUUGUACAGCUAUUAAGAAGAACAAAGCAGAUCCCCGACACUCAAUUGGAUUGAAUUGGGUUAUGUUUUAACUUCUAUUCCCUAACAACCUAUUGGUUUAGGCAAGUUUUCACUCCUCCACAAAAACUAAAACUAAAGAACAUAGUGCAAUAGAGUAAAUCCAAAAAAGUGUAUAAAUACCGAUAUUACUUUGUAAUACCUGCUCCAGGUACAAUACACCUUCAGCCGAUUUUAAGUCCAUAUCUGUGUUUUUUUUGUUACCACACUAACUUAAAUCGGCACGAGGUGUUGUACCUAGAGCUGUUGUUACAAAGGCACUCUCAGGUGUGCCCAAUAAUAGAAGUGCCAUACCUGUGUGUGUAUACCUUACCAAUGGUAAUAUACUAGAUGCCUGUUUUUCUCAGAACAGCAAAUGUCAAAUGGUUGCUGUUUAGGUGGUGUGCUACCUUUUAUAGGCACAGAAGCGCAAAAGAUCAAAGCCACCAUAUUCUCUCUCUCUCUCUCUCUCCCCCCCCCUCCCCCCUCCUUUACUUUAACUAAUUGUCCACUCUUUCUUACAGGGAGACCCAUGUUACCUCGUCAUCUUCAUAGUUUGGGCAGAAACUAUAUUGCCCGAUCAGAAUACCCUAAGGCUCUGUUUAUGAACAGGCCUAGUUUUUGUUACCCAUGGUGGACUGGACAUCAUCCCUGGGCUCCAUACCCACCAGUCAACAAUUGCCAUCCUCCAGUAAACUGGAGACCUCACCAUUCUUUUGGACCAGUAAGAACUUCAUAUCCAAAUUAUUUUCAUUGGAACGCCCCUCAAUCAUCUUGGAUUCAUUUUUCUAACUUUAACAUGGCAUCUAAGGGAGAUGAGCCGUUACCGAAACGUUUCAAAACUGCCGACGAAAGCCGUCCUGAAAAAGUGUCCUCUAAAAGAUCAUACAGUCCAGCUAAAGAUUUCAUAGUCCCACCAAUGUCUAAUUCUUCUGCUUUACCUUCCUCCAAGAAUCUUGGAAAAGAGGCACCUUUCAAAGGUGAGUUGUUGUGUUUUUUUUUUUUGUUUGUUUGUUUUUUUCUGUUUAAGAGAAAUGUAUGGGGGGACGGGGCGGGGAGAAAUGCAGUCACAUUUUCACUUUUGCAGUAAUCUGCAAAUGCAUGGGUGUAGACAGCUGGCAUGGGGAACUUUGGGUUUAGCUAUGUCUAAAGAGUUCAUUGGAUUGCAGGUGCUGAGGACUGAAAUAACUGACCCUUGCCAGGAAACUCAUGGCUCUACAGCCAAUACCCAUUGCUGUUAGUGGUUAUGUUGCUUAGACUGCUGUUUUAAAGUGUGACCUGCCAGUUUGGUAGACACAACAUGGCUGUAAAUGAUAGGAAUGUAUGUUGAAUUGAUUUACAGUCAAAGUUCUCUUUGUUUAACAGGACCGAUUAGAAGACAGUGGGAGGAUUUUAACCACUGUUAUAUGGAAAAAUCUAGUGCUCAACAUGGUCACAGAAGAUCUCCUAUAAAAUUUGACUUCACUGUUCUAUCCUAUAACAUUCUUUCUCAAGACUUGCUGGAGGACAACUCUCACCUAUACAGUCAUUGCCGAAGGCCAGUUCUUUUCUGGAGCUACAGACUCCCCAAUAUUCUCAAAGAGCUCAAAGAGAUGGAUGCUGAUGUAAGUGUAACUUAAUUGCCAUAGGUUCUUCCCUCAAGGUCAAUCAGUGAUAAUUGAACUCUUCUUAAUUCCAUGCUGGCAGACUUCCUUGGCACCUAUAUUGUGGUUUCUUAAAUCUGCUUCGAUCUGGAUUUAUUUUUAUUUUUUUCUCAUUUGUAUUAAAGGGACAAUAUACUUACUAGACCAACUACAGCUUAUUGUAUUUGUUCUGGUGACUAGAAUCAUUCUCUUCAGGCUUUUUGCUGUAAACACUGUCUUUCCAGAGAAAAUGCUGAGUUUAUAUUACAGCCUAGUAAUAAUUCCACCGGCCUCAUGGCUACUAGAGGUGCUUCCUGGGGCAGUGCUGCCUAGAAUGCAUCACAACAUUCAGUGUGUCCACCCUCUGCAUGCAGACACUGAACUUUCCUCAUAGAGAUGCAUUGAUUCAAUUAAUCUGUAUAAUGAGAUGCUGAUUAGCCAGGGCUGUGUUUAACUUGUGCUGGUAAUGCCUCUGAUCUACCUCCCUGACAAUCUCAGCCAAUCCUAUGGAGAAGCAUUGUGAGUGGAUCAGACCACCACUUCUGAUGAUGUCAGCAGACAGGGGCAUAGCCAGCAGCUGCAGACUUGAAUACAAGUAAGAUGUUACCAUCUUUAGGGGGGCAAGAGGGGCUCAGGGGGGCUUGAUGGUGGUUUUAACAUAAAAGGGUCAGGAAUACAUGUUUGGGAGAUGAGCGGCGUAAUUAACUUUUACUCGACUCAUCUAACCGCUCGUAAACGCUCACAUCACGUGCAUGAUGUAGUGUUCACUAUUUCUGACAGAGAAGCAUUAGAUUCAAUGCUUCUCUAUCAGAAUGAUCUGAUUGGAGGGUUGCUGUUCUUGUUGCACAUGCUCCAUAGGUCCAACAAAUCUUCUCUCUGAGAGGCAUUUGAUGGGACCUCAGACCAAAAGCACAGAGGUGGGUUAACCUGGGUGUAGGCUGAGAGAGCUUCAGGGAAAACUUGGUUCCAGCACAGUGUUCAAGGUAAGGAUUAUUUAUUGCCUUUAUAUUAGGGUGUGUUUUUUGGUUGUUUUUUAUUUAUUUAUUUUUAUAUUGAAAACAAACAGGGGAAUUGUAAGUGCCAGUGUCACAUUUAGUACAAAAUAAGUAUUCAUGAAUAAUAUGCUUUUGGUAAUCUUUCAAAUGGACACUAUAUGACACUAGAGCACUGCAAUUUAACUGCAUGUCUCGGCAGGCUUAUGCUAUAAUCUCAUUGUUGGUGUGUCCCAAUGCUGCUGCUGUUUUUAAUCUAUGUAAGCUACAUGCACAAUGGGCAGGAACAAUUUUUUUAUUUUAUUUAUUAUUUUUUUUUUUAUAUAUCCGAUGAAGAUGUUCUUUGCAAUGUAAUUGUGUCUGGGGAAUUUACUCUCUUCCAUAUAUUUUUACAGAUACUUUGUUUACAAGAGGUUCAAGAAAAUCACUACCGCACCCAGAUCAAGCCCAGUUUGGAAGCUCUUGGUAUGCAGUAUUAAUGUUUUUCCAAAGGUUUGGCUCAUGGGAUUCCUGAUUUUAUCAGGAAUUUACAACCCUGUUGUAAUGCAAAUUAAUUUUAGAAUUUAAAGGGACCAUAAAGCUUAAUGUUGGUACUGUUGUCUAUAGUGUAUUUCUGGAGGCUGAGCACUGUAAAUGCUACAUUUUCAGAGAAUUUCCAAGAAUCUACAGAUUGCCAUCUAAAUUACUCUAAAUUCUAGUGCUCUCUGCAUGAUAACCUGCAAGUUCAGAGUGUCAGGAAGGAGACCUAGAUACAUAACCUUGAAUCUUGUCAGACCAGAAUCAAACACUGUAGCAACAGAAGAGCUGUUCCACCCUGCAUCAACCUAAUGUGUGUGUGUGUGUGUGUGUGUGUGUGUGUGUGUGUGUUUGAAACCAUAUUUGUCUGAUUCUAAAUCCUAGUUUUUUGUUAAUUUCAGGUUACCACUGUGAAUACAAAACACGAACUGGAAGUAAGCCUGACGGUUGUGCCAUUUGCUUCAAGUCCUCUAAGUUUCUUUUAACAAUGACAAAACCUGUGGAGUAUUAUCGGGAGCACAUUAAUCUGUUAGACAGAGAUAACAUUGGCCUUAUUCUUCUACUCCAGCCCAGAGUAGAUCAGGAAGCGCCCUCAAUAUGUAUAGCAAAUACACACUUGUUAUAUAACCCACGGAGAGGAGACAUUAAACUGACUCAGCUGGCAAUUCUUUUGGCAGAAAUUUCUGGUGUUGCACAUUUGACAGACAGCAGUUCUUGUCCUAUUGUCCUUUGUGGAGACUUUAAUUCUGUACCUGGCUCUCCCUUACACAGCUUUAUAAAAGAAGGGGUGUUGAACUAUGGGGGAUUAUCAAUUGGAAAGGUAAGGAGCCAUCUUGUGUGGGGGGUGUGGGUACUAUAUCCAGUACAUUUACUGGUUUUAAUUAAAGGGACACUAUAAUCUCCAAACAACUUUAACUUAACGUAGCAGUUUUGGUGUAUAGAACCUGCACUGCUCAAUUCUCUGCCAUUUGGGAGUUAAAUCGAUUUGUUUAUGCAGUCCUAGUCACACCUUCCUGCAUGUGACUUACUACAUUACACAGCCUUUCUAAACACUUUCUGUAAAGAGUCCUCUAACAUUUACACUUUAUUGCAGAUUCUGUAAUUCAUCUCUUGCACUGUUAAUAACUUGGGUCCAAAAUAGCCAAACUAUUUGUAUUUUUAAUUUGGUUUUGUGUUUUUUGGUUUUGUAUUGUAUUUUUUUCUUUCCCCAGGUUUCAGGCCAGGAGCAGUAUUCUUCAGGAAGAAGGCCUUUAUCUGUUCCUAUUUGGCCAGACUCACUCGGCAUCUCCCAGAACUGUGUUUAUGAAUCAAAGGAAAGCACAGAAAAGGCUGGUAUGUGUUGUGUUGUUUAUUACUAUUAUUGGGACAAGCUGCAUCCAGGACAUUCUGUUCAGUUUGUGUCCUACAAAUAAAGUUUAGACAUGGGGAUAUUUUAUGGAUAUGAGAGGUAUUUUAUUUAACACUGAAAAAUCUUAAGAGCCAUGUAAUCAGCGUACCGCUGCAUGUAAUUCUAAUGGUUAUGGUGCAUGAUUUCUAUGGGUAAUGCUCAGAAAUAUUUGGGAUAUGUGGCAAACCAUUUUGAGCCUUCUGCUCGGAUAGUCGAGAAUUUAUGUAACAAUUGUGUGGAUGUUCUUAAGAAGUAAGUAAAAUGUUCUAUAAUUUUCACUUUUUAUUCUUUAGAAGAACAAGCAAUUGAAGAGCAGUCUGUACAGAACAAAAGGUAUAUUUUUAUGGAGAACUUCUUUUGACACACAUUUGAAGAGAAACACAUCAUGUGUGUGCUGUUUUAGCUGGAAAAUAACUAGUUCUUUUGUGAAGCAUUUAAGACCAUGCAGUUUCACACUUGACCAUCACAGUAGAUCAGUCUGCAUGUAAUGUGCAUAUACCAUCAACACUCUUCUAGCCACCCACUGACCUCUGUGGGUAGCAUUAUCAUAUAUUUCUACUGUACUGCAAUGUGCUUGUUUUCAUACAUAGGCCUCAAUUCAAUAUUUUUGGAUAAGCCUUUUGUUAAUUAUUUAUCUACAGAAAUCACCAAUAAAGUCUAUAUGGGGAGUUUUGUAGAUAAAUAAUUUUGAAAAGUUUAUCUAGCAAAAUAAAAAUGGAGGCCAUAGUUCAUAGUGGAGAACAAAUUAAACCAUUUUGGUGUAUAGAUCAUGGCCCUACAAUCUAACUGCCAAAUUCUCUGCUGCUUAGGGUAAUUAUGUUGUUUUCGAUGCAGCCUACAUGUAAAAAUGUUUCAAUCCGGUAUUACAAAACAUUGGGUUUACUGUAGCUGUACUUGUCUCCUGCUCUGUUAGUUGAACUUUAAUCCCCCAUUUUAGGCUCCUGCGGGUUAAUUGCAGAGCAGGAGAGAAGACAUUCUAAAUUAAGCACACUACAUAAAUCGCAGGUCAGGUGAGGCUAGGACUGCAUAUGGUUUAACUCCUAAGUGGAAGAGAAUUGAGACGCUUAUUGAAGUUAUUUGAUUUAUAAAUCAUACCACUGCAGUCUCACUAAAACUGUUUUGGUGCUUAGUGUCGCUUUAAAUACUAGACUCACUCACUCUUAAGUUUGGCAACAUGUGAAUUUCUAAAAAUAACUUGGGGUCUGUGUCCUUAAAUGAGUCCUUUUUGUUCAGUAGGGUGCAAUCCAGCAUACAGCACCAUUUCAGCUUGUCCUCAGUCUAUUCACAUUAUGUUCCUGGGACUGGAAUGCCUGAAGUCACAACAUGUCACUCCAAGUCUGCAAUCACUGUGGAUUACAUUUUCUACUCCUCUGCUAUGGAUGAUAUUUUUGUUCCGCCAGGUAAGCCCCAAAUAAGUUCAACAUACAUUUAUAUAUGCAGAGUAAGUAAAAACCUCCAAAGCUUGAUAUGUUAAAGAGAACAGUCACAAAUAUGUCGUCCCCUACAUACUUGCACAGGUAUACAUACCCUGGAAGUAUUUCUUUAUAGAGAGGGUAGUGGAUGCAUGGAAUAGUCUUCCAGCUGAAGUGGUAGAGGUUAACACAAUGAGGGAGUUAAAGGAUGGGUGGGAUAAACAUAAGGCUAUCCUAGCUAUAAGAUAAGGCCAGGGACCAAAUGAGAGUAUAUAGAAAAUUGGGCAGACUAGAAGGGCCGACUGGUUCUUAUCUGCUGUCACAUUCUAUGUUUCUAUGUUACACAUUAACACACAGAUGCAUAUAUACACACUGAUACAUACAAAGAUACACACUGUGACAGAUCUAUACACACACAGUGACAUAAUCCCAUAAAUGUUUAUAUUUGCAGCCACCCUCCUGUUAGCUUACCUUUCAGUGUAGUGGUGUGCUGCAGCUCCUGUCUCUCUCCCAUCAUGCUGCAUGUGUGUGCCUCCUUCGCCGCCGCCUUCCCUCCAGCAUGGUGCACUCAGCGGCUGGGAGAAAAGGAUCAGCUGUCUCUUCCUCCCAGCCAUCAGAUACUGCAGGGGCCCUGGUCAGGCUCUUAAAGGGCCGUGGCACCUGACACCCUGGUAAGCAAUAAGGCAAUAUUACCCAUAGGGUGGUCCUAAGUGCAUGGGCCCCCAGAGCUGGUGGGCCCCAGUGCGGGUGCACUGGCAAUAGUUCUGCCACUGGAUAUCACUGUUCAAUUUUGACCACCUUGGAUGCAUAGGGUUCUGGAUUUACGUUCUCCAGUAAAAUGUUUGAAUUCCAUUCACUGCUACAAAAAAUAUCUAAAUAAUUGCACCAUGUACUGAUGUCAUUAAACUUAAAAUUGAUGCUAUAUACUUACUGUCACUUUUUUUUUUUUUUUUUAUAAAAAAAUAUAUACUUGCCAUCAUCGGUUUUCUAGCUAAUUGUUAUUGGUAUUGUUUUGUUUUUUCUUCAGGUGGCAGUGUGACUUGUAAUGGAUUGAAGCUUCUCGGAAGACUAUCUCUACUCACUGAACAGGAUCUAUGGAGUGUCAAUGGGCUACCCAACGAAAACAAUUCCUCCGAUCACCUUUCAUUACUAGCCAAAUUCAGGCUGGAAAUAUGACUCCGACUCCAAAAAGGAUUUUCGUUUUCUUUGUCUUAAUUUAUAUUUUGAGUAGGUUUUAAUAAAACACCUGGAUAAAACUUAAAGCCAGGAUGAAGGACAAAGAUUUGUUUUAGAGCUCCUAUUUUAUUAAUGUUUUUUGUUUUGUCUUUAUCCCUUUUUAAAAAAAAUAAAAAAUAAAUAAAUACAUUUUUAAAAAAAAAUGUAUUUUUGAAUUGCACUUGUUAGUGCUGGUUUGUAAAGUGUUCUAUAAAACUGCUGUGUAAAUAUUUUCUAAUCAUGUUUUAAAUGUGUAAAAUAAAUAUUUUUGGUUUUUCCUUUUGUCAACCUAGACAUUUGCAUACUGUUUUUAUUGAGCAACCUCUGGUACUGUACAUAGUUUUCCUGUUGUCAAAAAACUGCUUGGGCUGACCUCUAAAAAUGUAAGAUACUAGAAAGACCGGUUGGAUCCUUGCAAAAGCAUGUUUAAAUUUUUUUAUAUAUAUAUUUUGCUGGACCUAUUUUAAUUCGGCUAUGUGUAUGCUAAACUAGGAACUCUGCAGACAAGAUGUAAACCUUUUGUGUGAGGUAGGUUCAGUUAAUACAGAUUAUUGCAUUGAUUCUCUCCCAUUUAAUUGGCUACAUAGGUUUCCUCGCCGCUUAAACAAAAUAAAAAUCAAUUUGAUCAUACUAUCUUGUGAUCUGUACAUUUAUCUUGUUUGUCUAGCAUUAUGCAUUCAUGGGCUUGUUUGUACUUAUUGUGCCCUUAUUGUGUUUACUUAAAGGGUACCUGUCAUAGUACGUACAACGUAUGUGCAAACUUAUAGAUUGGGAGAAACCACAAUUGUAAAAUAGGUUCUUCUAAUGGGGAGGUACUUGACCCUGGAGCAGACCAGACGCGUGGCAUGCAUGCUCCUGCUUAUAUGGUUGAUUUGGGGGGUGCUAAUCUUGGCCAGCACUCAAAUCUGACUGACUAAUAAAAGUGUGCUACCUGGGUCGGGGCUUUCCUGGACGGACAAACUAAUACCCUACUCGUGUCUUACCACCACCGGGAACCUGAGCAAGACUGCUGCAGAUGGAGCAGGGGAGUGGUGGCCAAUCUUCCUGCUCUACAUACUCCGACACUGCACUGCUGUGCCCCCCACCCCGAGUGGGGAAUAUCCCAGUCCCCACUGGACAGUCUUGAACGGCUCUGCCAUACUUAUUUUGAGCUCCAAACUGCUCCUGAGCAAC